GGCGCGGCGGCCGGAAGCGCGGGCGGGCGGCGCGGCGCCCAUGGCGGGCCCGGAGGAGAGCCCCGGCGGCGGCUUCUGCCGGCGGUUCGCGGCCGAGCUGGAGGUGCUGGCCGAGCUGGGAGAUGGCAGCUCCCCGCCCGCCGGGCCGCAGCUCUCCCGGCUCCGAGGCAGGAGGCAGCCGCCGGAGGAGCUCGACCCCCCCGGGGACAGCAGCGCCAGGAAGAGGGACCGGGGCUGUGCCCCCCCCGGCUCGUCGCCCACCCCCCGCACCCCGAAGCCGAAGCGACAGCGCCUGGAAGCUGUUAAGAAGCUCAGCUUUGGUGCGGAUGAGGACUUGGCUCCUGAGGUCCUCUGGGAUGCUGGUCCAGAGACACCUUCUGCUCCCCAGAUUGCCAGCUUGGACCACCUGAAGAAGAGUAGCAUGGCCUCACUGCAAACCACACCACCCUCUGAGAAGAAGCAGGUACUCAAGCGGCCACCCAUCCUGGAGGACUACAUCAACGUGACAUCCACCGAAGGUACCAGGGUCUUCAUGGUGGUGAGGGAUGACCCCUCCAGGACGGGGGUGGAGCUCCCCGAUUCCCUGGGCUGGAACACACGCAGGCCGCUCCACUUGCUGGGGGUGCCUUUCUCCUGCCUGAAGGAACAAGUGCAUGAAGAGCGUCGAAGGUAUGUUCUGGAGGUGUCACAGCAGCUGACAGAGAUAAUAAACAGUUGCCUGGAGAACAAGACCGGUGCCGAAAGCCCGGAGCCUGGUGGGGAAGCGGAGCCGGCAGACAAGGAGGAGUCUGCGCGGCAUUGCCUCUGGGUGGACAAGUUCACUCCCCGGCACUACAUGGAGCUGCUCAGUGAUGAUUACACAAACCGCUGCCUUCUGAAGUGGCUCAAGCUCUGGGACACGGUGGUGUUUGGGAAGGAGCAGGCCGUGAAGAAGGCCAAGCCCAGCACUGAAGCUCGUCCUCCAUUUGGCCGCCCCAAGGAGCAGCAGAAUAAGUGGAAAACGAAGGUCCAGCUCACAGAGGAGAUUCUGGAGGCUGAGCUGGACCAGCACAAGAGGCCCAAAUACAAGGUGGCCCUGCUCUGUGGCCCGCCUGGCUUGGGAAAGACCACGCUGGCCCACGUCAUCGCGAAGCACGCGGGAUACAAUGCUGUUGAGAUGAAUGCCAGUGACGACCGCAGUCCUGAAGUUUUCAAAACCCACAUCGAAGCUGCUACCCAGAUGAAGUCUGUGCUGGGCGCCAACGAGAAGCCCAACUGCCUGAUUAUCGAUGAGAUAGAUGGUGCGCCUGCGGCAUCUAUCAAUGUGCUGCUAAACAUCAUCAACAGCAGGGAUGCGCAGGGUGAGGCAGCGGCGGGCACGGGCCGGAGGAGGCAGCGCGAGGAGAGGCUGCUGCGCAGGCCCAUCAUCUGCAUCUGCAACGACCAGUACGUCCCUGCCCUCCGCCCGCUGCGGCAGCAGUCGUUCCUGCUCAACUUCCCUCGGACGGCACCGUCCCGGCUCGCCCAGCGGCUCUGCGAGAUCGCCCUGCGGCAAGGCAUGCGGGCAGACACGGGCGCGCUGCUGGCGCUGUGUGAGAAGAUGGAGAAUGACAUCCGCUCCUGCAUAAACACUCUGCAGUUCCUGCAUGGCCGAGGGCAGAAGGAGCUGAACGUGCAGAUGGUGCAGACGAUGAAGAUUGGCUUAAAGGACCAAAACAAGGGCCUCUUCUCCAUCUGGCAAGAGAUCUUCCAGCUCCCAAAGGUCCAAAGGCACAGGAUAGGAAUGGACCCUUCUUUGCCAACCCAGCUCCUGGUGGGUGAUGAGGACCUGUUGCACCUCGGGGGGAUGGCUGGCUUCAAUGCAUCCUCCCACCGCUUCCACCACAUCCUGCACCUCGCCAUCUCCUCAGGGGAGCAGGAGAAACUCGCCCAGGGUCUGUAUGAAAAUUUCCUGAACAUGAGGCUGCGGGACUCCAGUUUCAGCUCUGUGUGCUUGGCCCUGGAGUGGCUGGGCUUCUCCGACCUGCUGAACAAGGCUGUCCUGCACAGGCAGAGCUUCCAGCUGAUGCGGUACCUGCCCUUCCUGCCUGUGGUUUUCCACCUGCUCUUCGCGGCCACCAGCGUCCCCCGGAUUGCUUAUCCCAGCAGCCAGUACGAGGCCCUGGCCAAGCUGAACCACAUGCAGAACCUCGUCAUGUCCAUGGUGUCGGGGAUAACGCCCGGUGCCCGCAGCCGUGCGGGUCAGCAGUCUCUCAUCUUGGAAGUGCUCUGUCUGCUGCUGGACAUCAUCACCCCGAAGCUCCGACCGGUGAACACCCAGCUGUACAGCCAGAAGGAGAAGCAGCAGCUGGCAGACCUCAUCAGCACCAUGCUGGCCUACAACCUCAGCUACCACCAGGAGCGCCUGCCUGAGGGCCAGUAUGUCUACAAGCUCGACCCAAACGUGGAGGAUGUCUGCCGGUUCCCGGACCUGCCGGCUCGCAGGCAGCUGACCUACCAGGCCAAGCAGCUCAUCGCCAGGGAGAUUGAGCUGGAAAAGAUGAGGAGGAUGGAGACUUUGCUGCAGGCGCGAAACCCGGGCGAGGAGCCCAGGAAUGGCCUCAGUGAGGCUGGGGAGCAAGCGGAUGCAGGGCCAGCAGUGCCCCCCAACCAUCACCAGCGCCUGGAGCACAUUGUCCGGAGGGCAGCGGUGGAGGACAAGCCUGAGACCGAUUUCUUCGGGCGGCCACUUCGGCAGCAGCGGGCGGCCGUGGCCACAGCCCCUCAGGCCUCCAAGGAAGAGUUGAGUGAAAGCCAGAUGGGGAAGGCCGUGGGGAAGAGCGAUGUCUGGUUCCGCUUUAACGAAGGGGUUUCCAACGCCGUCAGGAGGAACAUCUACAUCAGGGACCUGCUCUAGCGGAGGUGAAGCCCAGGAAAUCCUGUAGAUGGAACUGAAGGGAGGAGCUGGCUUUUGGCUUUCUAACCCAUGGGUGGGGUGUGUGUGCAUGAGCCUCUCUUUAUUUUUUAGUACCCGCUUGUUUUGUUUAAAAAAAUAUUAAAAAAAUAAACAGGAAGUAUUGCUGUUUAUUUCAUUUAUAAA
Molecule: messenger RNA, 3058 nt
Organism: Falco peregrinus (peregrine falcon)
Lineage: Eukaryota; Metazoa; Chordata; Aves; Falconiformes; Falconidae
Gene: CHTF18
Product: chromosome transmission fidelity factor 18
Exons: 22
Coding region: 41-2875 (944 amino acids)
Molecular function (GO): ATP binding; ATP hydrolysis activity
Source: RefSeq, a predicted model, not a curated record